This is a messenger RNA of Cynoglossus semilaevis (tongue sole), 1148 nucleotides long. It is a transcript of the gene siah1, whose product is annotated as siah E3 ubiquitin protein ligase 1. Gene Ontology annotation, cellular component: cytoplasm. NCBI's taxonomy places the organism in Eukaryota, Metazoa, Chordata, Actinopteri, Pleuronectiformes, Cynoglossidae. The transcript has 5 exons. The record is from RefSeq and is a predicted model, not a curated record. Gene Ontology annotation, molecular function: zinc ion binding; ubiquitin protein ligase activity; ubiquitin conjugating enzyme binding. Gene Ontology annotation, biological process: multicellular organism development; proteasome-mediated ubiquitin-dependent protein catabolic process. Bases 256 to 1116 code for a protein of 286 amino acids.
CAACAACUGUGCGCGCUCCUGAACGGCUGCUACUUAACGCCUGGCGUCUGCUCCGAGCUCCAGGAACAGCCGAGCAGCACCAAUGUGUAAGAGUCAGUCUGGCGAAUGAAAGACGGAUUUAAAGACGGAUAUCUCCCCCCGCAGGUCCCGUCUGACGCCGCACAUUCGCUUGUUCAGCAGCAGCGUACGGAAGGCUGAUUUGUCCGAGAGGUCCCCACAUUUCAAGAGAAGACGAAAGCCUUACUUGAAAAUCUUAUGGACGAAGAAAUGAGUCGCCAGACUGCCACCGCCCUGCCCACAGGAACCUCCAAGUGCCCCCCUUCCCAGCGUGUGCCCACCCUUUCAGGCACCACAGCCUCCAACAGUGACCUAGCCAGUCUGUUUGAGUGCCCCGUCUGCUUCGACUAUGUUCUGCCCCCUAUCCUGCAGUGCCAGUCCGGACAUUUGGUAUGCUCCAACUGUCGACCGAAACUCACCUGCUGCCCCACCUGCCGAGGGCCCCUGGGCUCCAUCAGGAACCUGGCCAUGGAGAAGGUAGCCAACUCAGUCCUCUUCCCCUGCAAAUACGCCUCGUCGGGCUGCGAAAUCACUCUGCCUCACACCGAGAAGACGGAGCACGAAGAGCUGUGCGAGUUCCGGCCGUACUCCUGCCCCUGUCCCGGCGCCUCCUGCAAGUGGCAGGGCUCGCUGGACGCCGUCAUGCCUCACCUGAUGCACCAGCACAAGUCCAUCACCACGCUGCAGGGCGAGGACAUCGUGUUCCUGGCCACGGACAUCAACCUCCCCGGCGCGGUGGACUGGGUGAUGAUGCAGUCCUGUUUCGGCUUCCAUUUCAUGCUGGUGCUGGAGAAGCAGGAGAAGUACGACGGCCACCAGCAGUUCUUCGCCAUCGUGCAGCUCAUCGGCACUCGCAAGCAGGCCGAGAACUUUGCCUACAGGCUAGAGCUCAACGGUCACCGGCGUCGCCUGACCUGGGAGGCCACGCCCCGCUCUAUCCACGAGGGCAUCGCCACGGCCAUUAUGAACAGCGACUGCCUGGUCUUUGACACGUCCAUCGCCCAGCUGUUCGCCGAGAACGGCAACCUGGGCAUCAACGUGACCAUCUCCAUGUGCUAAAGAGCAGACAGUGGAACAGUUGACAGUGUGCG